Molecule: messenger RNA, 1669 nt
Organism: Schistosoma turkestanicum
Lineage: Eukaryota; Metazoa; Platyhelminthes; Trematoda; Strigeidida; Schistosomatidae
Source: the annotation of a GenBank genome assembly
UUAGCACACUUUUAGUUUCACGAAAAUGCCAUCUUCAUGGAACGUUUGACCACCUGCCAUUGCAGUUAGUUAGUUAGUUAGUUAGACUGAAUACCACGUUAAUUCAAUAUCUAUUUAUUGCUAAAGUGAAUUUCUUCAACAGCGUCGCUUUUCUUUCUUAUUUCAAACAAGAACACUUGUCAAUGGAGUUAAAACAAAACUGAUUUUGAUUUAGUACACAUAUAUUCACACAAAUAUUGUCUAUUCUCAUGAUUGUUCAAAAUUAUUUACAAAAUGCUGUUAUGCAAAAAACAUUUUUUUUAUUAAUGUCUUUAACAUUCCUUAUCCUGUGCCUUUUACACAUCAAUAGUUACAUUUGUGUAAAUGCAUGGCUUAUGUUUACUCCAUUUUGGUUAUGGAAUAUUCUUGUGUUUUUAGGUUCACUCAUUUUAUUACUACUUAACUCUCUCAAAUUAACUAAAUUCUCUUUAUUCUAUUAUCUUUGUCAAAUUUUAUUAUUUACAUUUCAAAUAAUUUUGUGUAUUAAACUGGAAAAAAAUAUUUUGGACUGGUGUGUAGUUUUUAUACCAAUUUAUUGUUUAUGCCUUUUGGGAUUUUUAACAUUUACGAAACAGUUUUGCGAGUUAACUGUUCACGACUGCGAAAAAUUUCUCGCAUUGAAUCUUCCGUGUGUCAUUCUAAUUGCUUUACGUUUAGAUAAUUAUAUUAAUUGGACAUGGGUUACAGUGUUAAUACCAUUUUGGAUUAUAAUUGGAUUUCUAAUUGUAUUGUUAUUAUUUUUAGUUUGUAUGCUAUGCGGAUUAAGUCGUUUCACUCAGAAAGAUCUCCACGAUAUUAUUUCAACAACUGGAUACACAUUAAUUGCAUCUAUCUUUCUUAUAUUCGUUGUUCUUUUAGUUUGCCGUUUAGACAACAUUAAACUGUUCACAUAUAAUGAAAUAUUUUUACCAUUAAUUAUUUGUGUUAUCUUUAUGUUGAUUUUGACGAUUUUGACAAAUUGGUUAGUUCAUAAAUUUAGUGGAAAUCUCCAUCAUCAUACUAGGGGAAAUCGUUUAAUGGAAUAUGCUUCUGGAUCUCGGUUAUCAGUAAAUAAUUCAUUGAACCACAUUCAAGGAGGAAAUACACUUGUUACUGAUAAAAAUGUUUCACAUAUCAUGUCUUCAGAAGUUCGUCAUGAUCCAACAAAAAAGGUUGCUUCUGGACCGCUUGAGGAUAGUGUCAAACCAUCACUCAAUACAGAAGCUGCUUGCAGUAAUUUACAAGAAAAAGAAAAGCAUUUACUUUAUUUGAAUAAACUAAACCAAUCUAUGAUUACAGAGAACUCUAUAUCACUUCCGGAUUAAAGUUAAUACAUCUAGCGAUGAUCUCGUAUUACUUUGACAUUUAAUAUUCUUCUUUUUGAAUCCAAUUAAAUAAUGUUCAUUUAAUAAUCGUGAUUACAGAGGACAAUUUUAUUUCUCUUUAAUAUUUAAAACAUAUUUUAAUUCUUUUUCUUUGUAUAAGUGCAUCACAAUGAAUUUGCCAAAUUUGUAUUCAGACUAAUAAAUUUUGUGCAAUUUUCCGACCUUCCAUAUCUGUGAAAAAUGUGAUAAGUUCUGAUUUCGAUAAUCGUCAUUUGGAAGUGAUACCAUUUUGAAAUAAAUCCCGAAAAGAGUUUUUUAAAAAUUGA